AGUUGCUGCAUACGGGAGCAGCUUGAUCAUGGAAUCCGCUAUCUGGAUCUACGUGUGUCGCAUCCAUCGGCGGAUGUCCGUGAAUCUAGCAAGGACUUUCGGCUGAUACAUGCUUUGUACGGUCCAAAAAUGCAAGAAGUAUUCCGAGAGAUUCUAGACUUUCUUACAACUAACACCAAGGAAGUCAUUCUUCUGGAUAUGAACCAUCUGUAUGACUUCAACAUGGAAAGUUAUAACCUGUUACAAAUGGAGGCAGUGAAUAUCCUAGGAAAGGAGCUUUUCUGUCCAUUAACUCAUCCAGACAGUAUUUCUUUGGAUUUCAUGUGGGAGAACGGAUACAGGUGA
Messenger RNA from Strongylus vulgaris, 345 nucleotides. Lineage: Eukaryota; Metazoa; Nematoda; Chromadorea; Rhabditida; Strongylidae. The record is from the annotation of a GenBank genome assembly.